ACAAACCAAUCAAAUGCUUAGUAUCCAAAUUUGAGUGGCUAAUUAUUCUAAAUAAAAUUUCUCGCAAAACGUAGUCUGUUAUAGCUGAGAAUAGCUAGCGAGAAGAAGGUAUUAGGAUAACUCUGUAAUGGCUGCAAUUCCAUCAUUUUCGCUACUUAGGAAUUCUGCGGCGACCACUGCAAGGGCUUUUGGGGCUGUCAGAACUUAUAACCACAAUUUUCCAAAGUUUAUUCCUUUUCAAACACGCAGAUCCUACUGUCAUAUCAAUGCUAUAAACAAUGAAGAAGCAGCUGCCAAGAUAGCUGCAGUAGAUGCUGACAGUGGAGCUCCAACCAUAUUUGACAAGAUUAUAGCUAAGGAAAUCCCAGCAAGUGUUGUAUAUGAGGAUGAUAAGGUCUUGGCAUUCCGGGAUGUUAAUCCACAGGCUCCUGUUCAUAUAUUAGUCAUUCCAAAGUUGAGGGAUGGACUAACUCAGCUUGGAAAGGCUGAACCAAGGCAGGUGGAAAUACUGGGUCAACUUCUCUAUGCUGCAAAAAUAGUUGCGGAGAAAGAAGGUAUUGUUGAUGGGUUUCGUGUAGUCAUCAAUAAUGGUCCAAAUGCCUGCCAAUCAGUUUAUCAUUUGCACUUGCAUGUCCUUGGAGGGAGACAGUUGAAAUGGCCACCUGGUUGAAAUUCUGAUGUUUAUUUGUUAGAAAGAGUAAUUGAUUCCCUUUCCAUUUGAAGUUUUUGUCUCCAAAAAAUGUGGAAUAUCAGUGUUGAAGAUGUUUCUAUUUUUUUUGCUCAUUGCUGGAAGCGUUGAAAAUUGUUAGAAAUAGUGAAUGGAGGAUUUUUCAUCUGUAUUACUAAGCUAAACUAUCAUCUUGUGAUGUGUCAAGAAAUUUUGUGAAUCUUUUAACAAAAUAUAUAAGUGUCUUAGUGUGUAUGAA
This is a messenger RNA of Cannabis sativa, 926 nucleotides long. RefSeq names its product 14 kDa zinc-binding protein. Lineage: Eukaryota; Viridiplantae; Streptophyta; Magnoliopsida; Rosales; Cannabaceae. The record is from RefSeq and is a predicted model, not a curated record. Gene Ontology annotation, biological process: sulfur compound metabolic process; purine ribonucleotide metabolic process. The transcript is spliced from 6 exons. Bases 128 to 670 code for a protein of 180 amino acids. Gene Ontology annotation, molecular function: adenylylsulfatase activity. Gene Ontology annotation, cellular component: cytoplasm.